Trametes versicolor FP-101664 SS1 is the source of this 981-nucleotide messenger RNA. Its product is annotated as UPF0016-domain-containing protein. The transcript has 4 exons. Bases 52 to 897 code for a protein of 281 amino acids. Lineage: Eukaryota; Fungi; Basidiomycota; Agaricomycetes; Polyporales; Polyporaceae. Gene Ontology annotation, cellular component: Golgi apparatus; fungal-type vacuole membrane. Gene Ontology annotation, biological process: calcium ion transmembrane transport; manganese ion transmembrane transport; Golgi calcium ion transport. The record is from RefSeq and is a predicted model, not a curated record. Gene Ontology annotation, molecular function: manganese ion transmembrane transporter activity; calcium ion transmembrane transporter activity.
CUCUUUCGUGCCUAUUCACGCCGCAGGAGCUAUAGAAUCUAGCGACUUUGAAUGGCCCAAGAUGCGGGUGUCAUGUCCUCGGUCGACGAGGGAGCCUUCCACGCCCUCUGGCGUUCGUUCGCCAUGAUCAUCUUCUCAGAAAUCGGCGACAAGACGUUCCUUAUAGCUGCUAUUCUCGCCAUGCGGCACCCCCGCCUCAUCGUCUUCGCCGGCGCGUUCGGCUCUCUCGUCGUCAUGUCUAUCCUCUCCGCCGAGCUCGGCCACCUCCUCCCCACGCUCAUCCCACGAAAAUGGACACAAAUAUGCGCGGCGGUGCUCUUCCUUGUGUUUGGUGCGAAGAUGCUACAAGAGGGACGCGAGAUGAAGGCGGGCAACGAGAAGCUGCAGGAGGAGAUGAAGGAGGCCGAGGAGGACAUCGAGGGCGACGACGCCGCGCACGACGGGGAGGACGGCGUCCCGCUCGAGGCGAUGGAGGCCGGCACCGCCCCGGGGCACGUCCGGCGGCGGUCGAGCUCGGCCGGGCCCGCGUCCGCGAAGAAGAGCGUGCAGGGCUACAUGGAGGCGUCGCGCAACUUCUUCAGCUACCUGCUCGGGCCCGUGUUCGUGCAGGCGUUCGUGCUCACCUUCCUCGGCGAGUGGGGCGACCGCAGCCAGAUAUCGACCAUCGCGCUCGCCGCGGCCGACAACGUGUACGUGGUCGCGCUGGGCACGGUCAUCGGACACUCGUGCUGCACCGCGCUCGCCGUCAUGGGUGGCCGGUACGUGUCGACGAAAAUAUCCGUGAAGCACGUGACGCUCGCGGCGAGCGGGCUCUUCCUGGUCUUCGGCGUCGUGUAUUUGUAUGAGGCGCUGCUGUCGAUAGACCCGGAGACGACGGACUUCCACCCUGACCCUUGAUGAUCCUGAUACGCUCUUAUACCUCUAUAUAGACCGAGCGGGUUCGGGCCCGGACGAUCCCUAAUGCAUGGAUGGACUCAUGAC